AGGUAGCUUACCCUCUCCCUCCUCUCCCUGUCUCUCCAUCUCCUUCCUCCUUCCUUUCUGCGCUUUAUCCACCCAGCCCGUCACGAGGCCUCCGGGAUCCUUGCCUCCUAUUCCACCAUCUUUCCCAUUUUUCCAGGCGGCAGGCAUUGGUUUGGGGGCCUUGAACAUCGGCACCCCAGCAUUUGCCUCUGAGGCUUAGAAGCUGAGGGAGCCCACUCUUGGCUCGGGCUGAAACAGGGUCAUCAUGCUAGCCCCUUGGGUUCUGAAAAGCCUGAAGCUCUGGCCCCUGGUGGCCGCAGUCUGUUGUUUGGCAGCACUCCCUGCUCAGGCCAGCAAGAGCUCUGAAGAUAUCCGCUGCAAGUGCACCUGUCCACCUUACAGGAACAUCAGUGGGCAAAUUUACAACAAGAAUGUGUCCCAGAAGGACUGCAACUGCCUGCACGUAGUGGAACCGAUGCCGGUGCCGGGCCAUGACGUGGAGGCGUACUGUCUGCUGUGCGAGUGCAGGUACGAGGAGCGCAGCACCACCACCAUCAAGGUGAUCAUUGUCAUCUACCUGUCAGUGGUAGGAGCCCUGCUGCUCUACAUGGGCUUCCUGAUGCUGGUGGACCCCUUGAUCAGGAAGCCGGAUGCCUAUACCCAGCCGCUGCACAAUGAGGAGGAGAAUGAGGAUGCCCGCUCUUUGGCGGCGGCGGCAGCCCCUCUGACCGGCUCCCGGGCCAACACGGUGCUGGAGCGGGUGGAGGGCGCCCAGCAGCGGUGGAAGCAACAGGUGCAGGAGCAGAGGAAAACAGUGUUUGAUCGCCACAAGAUGCUCAGUUAGACCUGCGGCCAUGGCUGCCACGGGGUCAGCUUGGGCCACGGUGAUCUCAGGAGUCGCUCCUACUUGCCCCAGUCUUCCCCCUUCCCCUGUUGACCUCUCCCCUUUGCUCUGGGGCCUAUGGGGUUUCCUCUCUUCCCCUUUCUCUCCCUUCCUUCCUUUGGUGCACAGUAAGUGGUUUAGGUGAGCCAGAAAGGGGUAAUCCCCUCCCUGCUGCAUGCCAGGGAUGCCUGGUCACCUCUGAGUCCCCAAACUGGAGAGAUGCCCCCAUGGCCCAUGGGGACAGUUCAAGACCUGGGGAGAAGUGGCAGUCUAGAGAACUCUGUCCAGGGCAAAGACAGCAGGGAUCAUCCUGCCUCUUCCCACAACUCCCUCCCCAGCUUCUACUAUGCUCUGAACCCAGGAGAAAGACCCCCUUCCUCCCACAGCCCAGUAGACCACCUCCCCUGCCAGUUGUUCUUCCUUCUUCCUUCCCCCCCCACCUUCUCCCCCUCCCCACAACCAGCACCAUCCUCCAUGGGACCUUAUUUAUUCUGCUGCAUUUUAUUUGAGCAUCAGAGACAAGUGGCCCAAGCCUGUCCAGGAGAAGCAUCCACCCCCCCCCCCACUGCCCCGGGGCCCCUGCCUUCCAAUGAAGAGCAAGUCAGGUGAUGGGUGUGGGCCCUGGGGCAGAGCUGGGCCUUACCCUUAUCUGGAAGAAACUGCCAAAAUGGCUCUCAGUUCCUGCCAGGUCCCCUUAGGCCUUCCUCCACCGACCUCAUGUUCAUUCCUGCUGGCCUAUCUGUAAGUCAAGGUAAUGGGGAUUAAAUGAUUCCUCUCACCUAA
Ornithorhynchus anatinus (platypus) is the source of this 1645-nucleotide messenger RNA. It is a transcript of the gene TMEM9, whose product is annotated as transmembrane protein 9. Lineage: Eukaryota; Metazoa; Chordata; Mammalia; Monotremata; Ornithorhynchidae. The transcript has 6 exons. The coding region runs from base 245 to 823 and encodes 192 amino acids. Gene Ontology annotation, cellular component: lysosomal membrane. The record is from RefSeq and is a predicted model, not a curated record.